UUGUCAGUAUCGAAUGAACGGUCCCAGUGUACGGUCAUAAUCGAUGCAGUUUAGCUACAUUUAGGUUGGUUCGGUCUUACAUGAAGUUUGUGAACACUUAAAACAAGCCGCCUCCAGAGGGACCGCGCCGCGUAGGACACCCAGCGAAGGAACGAGAAAGAAGACAAACAGGUCUUCGGUUGCAAUAUUACUUACGGUUACGGGUAGCACACCUGUUUAUCUUUUUUUUGUGGAAGGUGACUUUAGUGUAGGAGAAACCUGUACGCGAGGUGAAAAUGCAUAUUUAAUCAAGGCAAUUAAGAAACCUUCGAGUUUGGAUUUAAUAGCGGUGAAAGGGGUCCGUGAUAGCGGAAUAUCGAAGUGAGAUAUUUUGGUGCGUAAAGGGAGUGUGACAACGUUCUUCACGAUCGGUGGCGACAGAGAGUGCGUACUGCGCUUCAAAAAUAGAUCUCAAGCGGGCUGUAUUCUGUACCACAGCAAGUUGAAGAUCCCCGAAUAGCUUGACGAGUGAGCUGAAGCGCUUACAACUGUUUAGGUGUGUGCAUUGUGUGCAGCAUUGAGGAGCGCGCGGAAAGGCGCAGAAGAGAGAGAUACAUCGCCAUCAGAUUCCCGUUUUGUUUUGAGAGUGGUGCGGUGGAAAAGUGUCACGCCUAGUCAGACCCAGUGGUGGCGGGAAGAGAAAGUUUCCAACAAGUGUGUUGAAGAGCGGCGGACACAAUGAUGACCGAAACUGUGGUAACGGUAGACCAGUCGCAGGCAGCGCCGCCUAAUGCGACUCCGCACGGGCAGCCCAAACCGGACAACAGUCUGAACUGGAUCAAGUUCAACUUCAGAUAUUUCCAAUCCAUUCCGGGGAUAUUAAAACUGGUGCAACUGGUGUUCGGCAUCAUCUGCAUGGCCUGUGCCUCACCUGCCCUGAUCGGAGCCACGCAUUGGUUCCUGUUUGUUGUGGUCACAUCGUUCAUUGCGACCGUCUUGUGGAGUUUUGUGUAUCUGCUCGGCAUCCGAGAGGUCCUGAAUAUGCCCAUCAACUGGAUUCUGACGGAGUUGAUAAAUACGGGCAUUGCGACGUUGCUAUACUUCAUUGCAUUCAUCGUGCAGCUGGCAUCGUGGUCCAAUUAUUACUACAGCCACUAUAGGAGUGCGAACAUCGCUGCAGGGGUGUUCGGAAUUUUCAACUUCCUAGCGUACACGGCGGGAUCGUACUUCCUGUACGUGGAACACAAAUCCAGCGGAGUGUAAACAGUCCUCGUUUAGUAGCCGCUACCUCUGAACCACAUCAAGCGCGUGACUAUAGAGAGUUACUCAGUACACAAUAUUAAACACUAAAAGCAAACGGAACCACAAAGUGCCAAGGCAAUCUGGCGUCAAAUGGGAAACUGUGCAAAUUGUGCUAACAAUAAACUACUUAGCUUCUUCUGUGGAUGACAAAUCGCCGUCCCGAGCGUUGAUUUUAGCUGUAACACGAGCUUCCACUGCACGGCGCUUCAUGGCAAAAUGCAGAAACACAAACAGAGUCAUUUUAAUGUAGAAAUCCAGCAAACGCAAUCACAACAAUAGACACAAAUAGGCUAAUGAACAUACAAACAUAAAGAGCAUUUCAUUUCGUUGCCUUUGUUUUCUACGUAUUUUGUUAAUUAAGCACAAUUGUUUUUAUAUUUUUUGUUGUUGCCCUUAUUUUCAUGCAGUUGAAUAAUCUAAAGCCAAAAAUUGAGCACGCGUUCGAAAAAGCCAUCCGCGCGGUAGAUUCAAAAUUAUAUUUACACACUUAGUUCAAGACGCGAAAUUCACUAAUCUUGCGGUAAGAAAACGGAUAAAAACUGAGAAACUAGGUGUUAACAUGUCGAUUGGAAAAUAAUUUAGGAGACCAACACAGUUCUAACCUAAUGCGAAAACAAAGAGAAGGGGUAAUAGGAGUAAAGCUUAGUAUAAGUGUCUACACCUAAAUACGUUAGAAAUGUAUUUAAAACCAAGUAAAUUAAUCAGUAAUAUAACUUAUAGAUCACGACGAAUAUUUUAUUAUUUCAAUAAAUGAACGGUUAUUUAUGUUA
This is a messenger RNA of Armigeres subalbatus, 2051 nucleotides long. RefSeq names its product CKLF-like MARVEL transmembrane domain-containing protein 4. The transcript is spliced from 4 exons. Gene Ontology annotation, cellular component: membrane. The coding region runs from base 718 to 1242 and encodes 174 amino acids. NCBI's taxonomy places the organism in Eukaryota, Metazoa, Arthropoda, Insecta, Diptera, Culicidae. The record is from RefSeq and is a predicted model, not a curated record.